Molecule: messenger RNA, 528 nt
Organism: Suillus subalutaceus
Lineage: Eukaryota; Fungi; Basidiomycota; Agaricomycetes; Boletales; Suillaceae
Exons: 4
Coding region: 1-528 (175 amino acids)
Source: RefSeq, a predicted model, not a curated record
AUGCAACGACACAAACAAAACGGCCGCCCAAACCCACACGCUAAAUUGCGGCAGGUCCAGGUGUCAGUCGUUUUCGUUUAUGCCGAAGGCACCGACUGGCCCACGGGCGGGCUUUAUCUGCUCGCCAAUUCACCUCCCCGCUCCGACCCACACGACCCACAAUAUGCGAUAAGCCCUCCGCAGGUCAUUCCUGAGAGCUUGGGCAUCGAUAAGGGCAAUCGCGGUGAUGAAGUCGUCGCGGGCGGUAGAAAGCGGAGAAAGGAGGACCAGAGAAAGCAGGAGCUCGAAACGACGAGUACACCGAGGAUGUGCAACCCACAUCCGUACUAUCCUGGACUGUGGGUCAAGCACAGGAGCAAGUGCCCGGGCAUCCUCGAGCUAGAGGAAGAUAAAGCACUAACCAGGAGAAGAGACUGGUUUUUUCAGCUAAAUCCAGAACCGCGCCCACCAACCACCUCCUCAUUUGACGCGAGCGGUGAAAAUUGGGAAGAGGGAGAGUCAGAAGAGGAUGAGGACGAGGACAGGUGA